GUUGCCGGCGAUGUCAAGCUAGACGUCGUUCAGCAACUGGAAGACCUGCUCUCAAUCGCGAGAGCAGAGAAGGCACGCGGAGAGCUGAAGGACCCGUCAUUGGGUGCUUGGCUCAUCAAGCAGCUACCUUCGAUGAGGAGGUACCUGCCCCGCACAGCGCCCGGUGCAAGCGGUACCGGCGCUUCGAGGGAAUUGCCACCAAGGGAACCUGGGAAGUAUGAUGCGAAGAUCAUAACUUUCAUCAGCAAACCCAAUCUGGUGACGCCCUCCUCGUUGAGCUUUCGUCGAGCUCGUGCUACAAACCCUGGGAGCACAAAAGCGGCGCAUGGCCUGGAUCAGCAAGACCAUGAAGGACAAGACCUACAGGGAAUGGCGAUGUUGAGGGAUGGAUGGCCCGCUGAGCCACCUCGCGGUGGCACCGGGCGUCGUCACGAAACAGAGUCAUGGCAAGGCGAGAAUGCCAUUCGUGCUAGAAUGAGCACGCUCAGUCCACUGAGACGAGUCUUCUCCGUGAGCCCGAUACGUACCUACACGGGAGAAGGAUCGAUGUAUCGAAGUCAAGUAGACUUCGAUGACGUCGAUUACGGACUCGUUGGCGCCGCUGGUGGUGCCGGGUAUGCUUCAAGCAGCGAGAAGUCCAGUGCUCGAGCCGAUCUCGAAGAAUCGGGGUCCGAACUGGGCUCGCAGGACAUCUACCUCUCUGACGAGACAGGCAUGAGUCUCUCAGAGAGCGAGGUAGAUCGCGACACGGGAGAAGAAGACGACUUGACCGGUGAUGAGCAUGACCUAGAUGGUGAUGCUCAAAGUGCCAGCAGUCGCCGGUCAUCUGCUCGAGAGAAAUCGCUCGCACACGGCGAGGAUGAAACCGAUCUGGAUGCGGCGUCGGGCUCUCGGCGUAGUCAGUCUUCAGGCGAUGAAGACGAAUCGGACAGCUACACUGAAAGUAUUAGUCAGGAAAGUCAAGACGAGUCGCCUUAUACGUCUGAGCAAGACGACGAGGACGGAUCGGACUCAGAAAUUCGCACCGAAGAGAACCAGUCAGCCAAAGGCACUGACCUCAACGAAGACCAGCAGUCAGCGCAAUCCGACGACGAGUACGAUGAAGGAGCGUCGCAGACGGGAUCCGAGGGUGCAGCUCAAAGUGAUGGUGGCUAUUACUAG
This is a messenger RNA of Peniophora sp. CBMAI 1063, 1161 nucleotides long. The record is from the annotation of a GenBank genome assembly. NCBI's taxonomy places the organism in Eukaryota, Fungi, Basidiomycota, Agaricomycetes, Russulales, Peniophoraceae.